Molecule: messenger RNA, 5141 nt
Organism: Perca flavescens (yellow perch)
Lineage: Eukaryota; Metazoa; Chordata; Actinopteri; Perciformes; Percidae
Gene: pik3c2g
Product: phosphatidylinositol-4-phosphate 3-kinase catalytic subunit type 2 gamma
Exons: 34
Coding region: 564-4751 (1395 amino acids)
Biological process (GO): phosphatidylinositol 3-kinase/protein kinase B signal transduction; cell migration; phosphatidylinositol-mediated signaling
Cellular component (GO): phosphatidylinositol 3-kinase complex; cytoplasm; plasma membrane
Molecular function (GO): 1-phosphatidylinositol-3-kinase activity; phosphatidylinositol binding; 1-phosphatidylinositol-4-phosphate 3-kinase activity
Source: RefSeq, a predicted model, not a curated record
AUUUUGGCUGUGAUCAUCCCCAGUACCAUCUUCAGUGUGGUGUCAGACUUUGGCUGGCCGUUACAUUCGUCUUUGCAGCAGCAGGCGUGGCUGACGUUGUACUUGACCCCCCGAUAAGAGGUGAUUUCAUGGGAGCCACAGAGUUCAGUGUCCACGCAGCCCUGAGCCGACAGGAUGUGGAGGGAGCCGUAGUGGCCUUUGGAGCUGGAACAGCGCUGAUCAGGCAGACACUGGCUGGUGAUUUUGGGGCAGGACUUGCCUUUCUGCUGCAGAGGACAGAAGUAACACAGCAGGCUAUCCAGACUCAGAGUAGGGAGGACCAGCGCUGUGGCCAACAGGAUGGAGGUCAGGAGCCAGCGUGGUCCCAACAGAUGGGCCUCCAGACUAAUGUAGAGCCACACACAGAACGGUGUGAAGAUGUGUCAACCUGAGGAACCUCCAAACACCAACCCAGUAAACCCUCUGAUUACCAAGCUGAAACAGUUCUGUAUUCUGCUGUGCUAUGAAGUGAGGACGUUUUAAGAGUGUGAAACAGGAGGACUUGUACGACUUCCUAAAAUGUGAUGGAUCCUUAUCAAAACCGAAAUGGAACAAUCCAGAGACAAGAUGCAAGCGUCGUUGACGGACCCAUUUCUCUUACUGAGGAUCUAGCUGGAAUGUACAUUUAUGAAGUCUUUCCUGAAGAUAAUGAGACUCAUUUGUACGGGUCCACCUUGACUGGGAUCGUACCCCAACCCGACCCCCCAGGCAAUCUCUGGGGUGAUGGAGGAGGAGGAGGUCCUGGGAGUACAGAGCACCAAAGCACAAAUGGGCCUCCCCCAGUGCGUCGCCCUGUCCCUUUACUCCGAACCAGGCUUCCUAGUGCAUGUUUACCAUGUAGACAAGGCCAAGCACCCCCUCCUGUCCCCCCCAGGACACGAGUACCCCUCGGCAACAUCAACGGGCAGCUUUCCUGUGACAUCACUGAGCCCGCUCACAAACUGAAUCGUUCCAGGACAGAAAUAGACAAUCAUGACCCGUGGGCCAUCACACUAACGGACACUCCGCAAGGCAGCACCAAGAGGCUGGCUUCUUUUUGUGCUGCAACUUCCAAGCUAAUGUCACGGUACAGGCACACAGACAGCGUUUAUAACUCAGGUGUGGUAUGGAGUCGAGUGUUACAAAUCCACCCUGCACUGCUGCAGCAGGUGGAGGUGACUGUCAGCGUGGCCACGGACUGGGACAAUCAGCAGCUCCCCUUCCCCACCACAGUGAACAGGACAGUGACGAGUCUGAUAGAUGAAAUCUUCCAGCUGCUGGACCGACCUCCCAGCACAAGCGGGCAACAUUAUUUGAAAUUGUGCGACUCUGAUGAGUAUCUCCAAAAUGAAGAGCUGCUGGGUAUGCACGAGACUAUUCAGAUCUACUACAAGUUUAAACUAGUAGUCCCCCUCCGGCUACUCCACAUAAACAACCUCAAACAUCGUCUGUGCAGAGAUGGGGAGGACGACCGAACCACAUGCCAGCUGUACCAGUUCCUGCGUCCUGUCUAUGUUUUCAACACCUGCAAGUUGAGCCUGCAGGAUUUGCUCAGUAGUUACAACAGAGAGGUGACAGAGCUGAUGAGAAAUAAGUCUGGGAUGAACGUUAAUGUGCUUGUGGGCCAUGUUCGCGCCAUCAGCAAUCUUCUGUGUGGGCUGUCGUGUCAGGAGCUGGAGGAAGCUAUUGGCAGUCUCAACAGAAUCAAUCCCAUACCUCUGAGUCAUGAUGAGAUGUCUGAGUGUGAAACUGGUGAGGAGCUGUUACUCAAUUAUACCAUGCUCAUGCUCCACAUGGCGCUGCUUAAAGUGCUGCAGAUCUUUUUUGACAACUUCCAGUCAGACUUCAGAGGUCAGGAGCUAACCAGCAACAUGCAAAUACUUGAUGUUGAUGACAACACUGAAAUCCUCCAAUUCAAAAUCUCCACUCUCUACCAACUACAACCCACUUGGUUGAACAAUUAUGAGUGCUUCUCUGUUUCCUGUGAGUUGACAUAUGGAGGAACAAAGAUCAGUGACACUGGAAUUUCUGAAAAUAUCAGCACCGCCUUGUCAUACGGAAACAAGAUCCAGUGUAACCGCAUGAUGGUGUUCCCUGUUCUGGUAAAUCAGCUGCCAUAUGAGUGCAUGUUGACAUUUUGCCUCAAGGGCUCCAAGCGAGGCAAGGGCCCCGAGCUUUUAGGCUGGGCUGUACUACCUCUUUACAGCGACAGGACUCUGGUAAUGGGCACCGUUCUGCUCAGUAUGUCCACACUGGCUGAGCUGCCUGCUCCUCCCUCCCCUGCCCUGUUUGACAGCCACAGACAAGCUGUUGGGGUCAUACUGCAGCUGGAGUUUCAAGAUCAUUUUGAAUGGAAGUAUCAGAGGCCCAUCGCCCUCCCUAGUUCAUUCAUAUUUACUCAGCCAUGUGAGGAAUUGCAAAAGAAAAUGUUGGAAGUCUCUAAGAAGCACUGUCUCUGCUUUCUAACACAAAAUGAGAAGGCUUUCCUCUGGAGUAAGCGUCACUGCAGUGACAAAGCUUGUACGUUCCUCCACCUGCUGCUGGGUGGAGCCCCCCAGUGGCAGCCUGAGAACUUGACAGAAAUCUAUACUGUUGUAGAGAACUGGCCAAUCCAUCUACCUGAGGAGGCCCUCUUCCUGCUCAGUGACAGUUUUCAUGAUCAGACUGUGCGGGGGGCUGCGGUUAAGUACUUUGAACAGAUACCAGAUGGAGAGCUCGAGGUUUUUCUGCCACAGUUGGUCCAGGCUCUGAAGAGUGAGUGGGAGUUGGAUGGACCUCUGGUGAUGCUGCUGUUGGAGAGAUCACUGAAGAACAUUCGGAUUGCUCAGCAACUUUUCUGGCUGUUAGAGGAUGCUCACACUGACCCUUACUACCAGAGUUGGUUCAGUAAGGUUCAGGCUGCCCUGCGGCACUGCUGUGGCCGGGCACUGAGGCAGGAGCUGGAGCAUGAAACCCGCCUGGUGUCUGUGCUUGUACAAGUGGCUGAGAAGGUGUGCACUGCCGAUAAGGCUCAACGUAAGACUGUUUUGAACAAAGAAAAGUGGAAGAUUGAUGAGUUCUUCAGAGAUGGGAUCAGCUGCUGUCUGCCACUGGAUCCAGCAGUCCGUGUAAAGGCAUUGGACGUGGAUGCCUGUAAGUUCUACAACUCCAAUGCUGCCCCUCUGGGGAUCUCAUUUAUCUGCUCUGACCCUCUGGCCAAGAACAUCAGUGUCAUCUGCAAGACAGGAGAUAACCUGCGUCAGGACAUGCUGGUACUUCAGAUAGUCCGUGUGAUGGACAGGGUUUGGCUCCAGCACGGGCUGGACCUGCGAAUGAUCACCUACAGGUGUCUUUCUACAGGGCAAGCUCAGGGCCUGGUGGAAGUGGUUCCAGAGGCAGUGACCCUGGGCAAGAUUCAGCAGGAGUGGGGUCUGGGUGGCACCCUUCGAGAAGACACAUUAGAGAAAUGGUUCCACAUGUGGAACAAAACUAAGGAGGACUAUGAGAAGGCUGUUAUGAACUUCAUCCACUCGUGUGCAGGAUGGUGUGUGGCCACCUUCAUCCUGGGGAUCUGUGACCGCCACAAUGACAACAUCAUGUUGAGACACAGUGGACACAUGUUUCACAUCGACUUUGGCAAGAUUAUGGGCAACGCACAGAAGUUUGGAAGCUUUAAAAGGGAUCGAUCACCAUUCAUCUUUACAUCCGAGAUGCAGCACUUCAUCACAGGCGGGGGUCAGAAGCCUCAGCGCUUGCAUCGCUUCGUGGAGCUCUGCUGUGAAUCCUACAACAUAAUCAGAGAGCGCUCUGCACUGAUACUCAGCUUGUUGGAGCUGAUGCUAAGUGCAAGAAUGCCAGAAUUGAAGGACUCUAAUGACCUGCAAUAUGUCCAGAGAAACCUCAGACCUCAUGACACAGACCUGGAGGCCACAUCCUACUUUACAAAGAAGAUCAAGGAAAGCAUGGGCUGUGUUGCAGUCAAGUUUAACUUCCUGACACACAGCAUGGCCCAAGGGAAGAAACAAGAUCCACGAACCCGGGAAGGCAUCCCCGCUCCCAGCACCAACAUCCAAGAAGCUGUCAUCCAGGGAUACACCGUCAGGGGAAAAGAUGUGAUCUAUGACCUGAGAGUGACAAUUCAUGAUGGUUUUCUGAACAGUGAGAAGACAUAUGGGCAGUUUGAGCUAAUCCAUAAGCAGCUUCAGAAAUACUUCAUUGAAACUAUGCUGCCUCAGUUUCCUCGGUGGUUUAAGUUGUCCUUCAACCCGGGCAGCAAGAUGUCUCGGCUGAAUAAAUAUCUGAAAGAGCUUUUUGCGGGACCAUGCAAGGGAAAUGAAUAUGUGUGCAGCUUGUUCCUGGAUGGCCCCAGCACAGUCCAAGAAAGUGUGAUGACGGGGGCCCGUCCUCAGAUCCAGCUCAACAUUUCUUACUCUGACUGUAAGCUCUCAGUCUUGGUAAAACACCUGAAGAACAUUAAGCAGGCAAACGGCUCUAACCCGGACGCCUACGUGGUCAUGCGUUUGAGACCGGACCCUAAGCAGCGCUCCAAGAAGAAGACUAAGGUGGUCCGCAAUAAUGACAAUCCAACCUUCAAUGAACUGCUGGAGUACAAUUAUGUCCCACUACUGUAUGGGAUGGUGCUGGAAGUGACCGUGAAGAGCAAGAAGACUUUCGUGGCUGCAACCAACAUUAGACUGGAGGAGGAGUUGCUUGACAAGGAGACCUGGUUUCCCCUCGGGAACUGUGCAGUCUGACCUCCGAGAGCUGCACUUUCGGCCUGCUGCCAGCAGGGGGUACAAUCACACUGAGGGAAAGAAUCAAUCCAAAGAUUUCUCAGACUAUGAAUGAGACCAACUCACCUGAGCAGAGGAACUGUGCACUCUCUAUUCAUUUGGAUGACGUUACAAGAAUGAGUAAAAGGCUCAGGGAGGGAGACUGUUUACUGUGUGAAGCAUCAUUUGCCCUGUGUGUUUAUUUUUAAAUGUCAAUCAAAUGAAGGACAUUAGCUAAUUAGUCAGAUUUUUGGAUGUGGCCUUGAUGAUGAAUUAGGGAAAGAAACUACUUUUAUUAUCACACUUGCACUUUGUUUUUAUUUUACUUUAACUCAAACUGUGUGUGUGUGUGUGUGUGUGUGUGUGUGUGUG